AGGGUGCAACAGUGAAAAAGGUACUUCCUGUUGUUACGGAAGUGGGGCUUCGCACACUCCCAAGCUCCUCCCUCGGUGGCCCGGCAGAGUGACAGGAUGGCCGAGCAAACGGCGCGGCUGCUGCUGCUAACUGCGGCAGUGGGGCUUGCGUGGGGCUCCCAGGGCGAUCGCGAGCCGGUAUACCGCGACUGCGUGCUCCAGUGCGAGGAACGGAACUGUUCGGGGGACGCACUGAAGCACUUCCGCUCCCUCCAGCCAAUCUACAUGAGCCUAGCUGGCUGGACAUGUCGAGAUGACUGCAAGUAUGUGUGUAUGUGGUUCACUGUUGGCCUCUACCUUCAGGAGGGUCACAGAGUGCCCCAGUUCCACGGCAAGUGGCCCUUCUCCCGGUUCCUGUUCAUCCAAGAGCCAGCUUCCGCUGUGGCCUCGCUGCUCAAUGGCCUAGCCAGCCUGGUGAUGCUGUGCCGCUACCGCGCCUCUGUGCCAGCCUCCUCCCCCAUGUACCAUACCUGCAUGGCCUUCGCUUGGGUGUCCCUCAAUGCUUGGUUCUGGUCCACAGUCUUCCAUACCAGGGACACUGACCUCACAGAGAAGAUGGACUACUUCUGCGCCUCGGCUGUCAUCCUGUACUCUGUUUACCUGUGCUGUGUCAGGACCGUGGGACUACAGCACCCGUCAGUGGCCAGUGCCUUCGGCGUCCUGCUGCUGCUGCUCCUGUCAGCGCACAUCUCUUACCUGAGCCUCGUCCGCUUCGACUACGGCUACAACAUGAUGGCCAAUGUGGCCAUAGGCCUGGUGAACCUGACCUGGUGGCUGGCCUGGUGCCUACGGAACCGCCGGCGCCUGCCGCACACGCGCAGGUGUGUGGUGGUGGUGCUGCUGCUGCAGGCGCUGUCCCUGCUGGAGCUGCUCGACUUCCCGCCCCUCUUCUGGGUCCUGGACGCCCACGCCAUCUGGCACAUCAGCACGAUCCCUCUCCACAUCCUCUUUUUCAGGUUUCUGGAAGAUGACAGCCUGUACCUGCUGAAGGAAUCUGAAGCCAAGUUCAAGCUAGACUAAAGAUGCUCGAAAGGGACACACCUGCCUUGCUCCUGCUUCUCUUCCCUUCUCCCCCUUGAGAUGACUGUUUUCUCCUUUUAGCUUCUUGAACUUGAACAUGUGGGGUAUGGGCUUGGAAUCACAGAGCCACCUGCCCCUUGCUAGCUUUCAUAGCCAGGGCCUCCUCGCGGCUGGGACAGGAAGUAGGCAGCCCAGCUGUGCCUGGGGCUGAACUGGGAACAGGUGUUGAGGUCUCCAGAGAGAAGUGCUGCUUCUGUCUCUUCAGCCCACUCCCUUCUCCACAUCACACACCCUGAUAGUACCACCCCACGUAGGGCCACUUACCCCUAAGUGCCACACCUACAGGCUUUUGGGGUACAUUGGGGUCUCUUUUUGUCAGGGAGCCACUAGGUGGCACUGGAGGCCUGCUCUUCGGGUGCCCAGGUUUCUUCGUGCCUCUGCGGAACUGAGCUGCGGGGGCUGGUACCAAGGAGGGGCUUUCACUCUGUCUCUUGAACCAGUCACCCUUUCCAUCAGAGCCAAGACCCCCGGGGACUCAAGAUUAGAACCCUGGCUUCCGUUCUGGUUGGGAGUGGGCACAUUCACACAUUCACAGAGGGAUGUGGACCAAGCUAGGCGCAGAGAUAGUCAAGGAGCUGAGUUUGGCAGCACCGGGGCAUCGUGGGCCUGUGUAGAGGGUGGCUGUGUGCUCAGGAGGCAGGUGGGCGAGGGUGGCUUGGGAAGGUAUGUCUGAGAUGAACAUGAAUGUGCUACACUUGUAGGAGGCGGGAGUGGAAGGGGGGAACCAAGCCAUCACCAGCAGCCAUUUGAGUCCAAGUCUCCCCAAGACCCCAAGUCCUGCCAGCUGCUAGUAUGUGCACAUGACCUAUUGGGUGCAGUGCGUGUGGAUGCCACCCAGGACCCCUUUGCCCUCCACUUCCACUCCAAAUCACAGCUCCCAACCCCCGCUGCACGUCUUGAGAGCACCCUGCAGAACUAGCCCCUGGAGGGCAGAGCGAGGAAGGGACAAAGUGUCCCCCCUUGGCUCCUCUCUCCCUUGGCAUGGUGUGCCUCCCACUCCAGUUCCCUGCUGGAGCCCCUGGUCACAGCCUGGACUUUGGGGGCAUCAGGCAAAGGGGAAAGAGGGUGUGGAGCUUGUGUCUGUAUGGGGUCUCUGCCUUCCAUAGAGGAGCUUGCUCUCCCAGGGUAAGCCCAGGGCAAGCAGGGCCCAUACAGCCUGCAUCCUGAACCAGUCCAUCAGGAAGGCAGUCUGUGACUGGGCCCUGCCUCUAUCCCCUGCCCUCUCAUUGUGGGGAGGGUCGCUGAGCCAGGGCUCCAGCUCAGGUACUCGGACAGUCUUAUCAGGAUUUUUUGAUACUAAGAACAAUUUUUAAGGCCAGAGACAAUAAAGGACGUGUGUAAUAAACCAA
Microtus ochrogaster (prairie vole) is the source of this 2468-nucleotide messenger RNA. RefSeq names its product post-GPI attachment to proteins phospholipase 3 (gene Pgap3). Lineage: Eukaryota; Metazoa; Chordata; Mammalia; Rodentia; Cricetidae. The record is from RefSeq and is a predicted model, not a curated record. Gene Ontology annotation, cellular component: endoplasmic reticulum membrane. Gene Ontology annotation, biological process: GPI anchor biosynthetic process. Gene Ontology annotation, molecular function: hydrolase activity, acting on ester bonds.